This is a messenger RNA of Closterium sp. Naga37s-1, 1380 nucleotides long. Lineage: Eukaryota; Viridiplantae; Streptophyta; Zygnematophyceae; Desmidiales; Closteriaceae. The record is from the annotation of a GenBank genome assembly.
AUGCUGCAUCAAAUCUUCAAGCCUUUCGUCCAAGUGGACGACUCUGCCGCCCGGGAGUAUCAGGGCCUUGGGCUGGGAUUGGCUAUUGCGCAAUCGCUUGUGCGGCUUCUGGGCGGCGAGGGGAUACAUAUUGAGAGCGAGCCGGAUAAAGGGUCGUGUUUCGCGUUUACCCUUCCUUUUGAGGUGUGGAGAGGGGAGGCGAGGGGUGGAAGGGAGAAGAGGAGGGGAAGGGAGGGUGAGAUUGUGGGAGGGGAGGGAGAGAGGAAGGUGGAGGGAGAGGGAGGAUCGGGGAGAGAGGUUCUCGAGGGGGGGUUCGGGGAUAAUGGCGGAGGGAGGGGCAAGCGAGCAAGGAUAGUUGAGGAGAGAUUAGAUGCGGGGGAGGAGGUGGGUGGAGGAAUGUGGGGAGAGGUGCAGGGAGGGGAGUGGGGAGAAGAGGGAAGUGAUGAGAUGGAGGAGGAGAGAGGGAAGAACAGAGGGGAGGGGAGGGGGGGAGUAGCGAUUGAGCCUCUCUCACACGACCCUGAAGUGCAAGCCCAGGGCCAUGGGCCUGCACCUCCUGGCAGCAGAUGGGACCACUGCAGCUACAGCAGCGCUGUAGCGGGUGCGUCCUCUCUCAGGAGUUCCCAAGGAGCAAAUGCAGCCACCGAAGGAAGAGCAGCUGUUGCAGUGGGAGCAGCAGCUGUGUCAACAGAAACCUCUAAUGCACAUCAAGCAACGGGUGCUGGGCGACAUGGCGUGGUGGUAGGCAGCGAGGCAGUGAAUCGCAGUGUGUUACAGCCAGUGGCAGCGGCGGCAACAGCACCAACAGCAGCCGCCGUAGCAGGUGUAGCAACUGUAACACGCGGCAAUAAGGCAGGGCCGGCAGGCACGGCGGGUGCAGGAAAGACAGGCGCGGGGCUGAAGUGCCUUGUGGUGGACGACAACGCAGUGAACCGCAGCGUGCUGCAGCGGCUGCUGCGCUCGCUCGGAGCAGAGCAGCUGGUGUUGGCCCGCAACGGCGCAGAGGCAGUAGCGGUGUGUGAGAAGGAUGGAGAGGGGUUGGAUGUGGUGUUUAUGGAUCUGCACAUGCCUGUCAUGGAUGGGUUUGAGGCGUCAACGCGGAUUCUCGGGCUUUGGAGGAGUCGGUAUGGGUCUGAUGCGGUGCCGCGGACUAGUAGCAUGUCGCAGCAACAGCAGCAGCAAGUUCAAGCAGUGCAGCCCUUGCAGCCCCAGCAGGUGCAGCUGCAGCAGCAAGAUUAUUCAUUCCGGUACAGGCCGCUGCUUGUUGCAAUCACGGCAAGUGCAUUGGAGGAGGAGGAGGAGAAGUGUAGGAAGGUGGGAAUGGAUUUCUUUCUCACUAAACCAGCCUUGCUGAGUGAGGUGGCAUCUUUGUCGUUCUAA